Molecule: messenger RNA, 4338 nt
Organism: Tribolium madens (black flour beetle)
Lineage: Eukaryota; Metazoa; Arthropoda; Insecta; Coleoptera; Tenebrionidae
Product: tyrosine-protein phosphatase non-receptor type 13-like
Exons: 13
Coding region: 96-3614 (1172 amino acids)
Molecular function (GO): protein binding
Source: RefSeq, a predicted model, not a curated record
CUUCGCUGUGAAUAGUUAAAACACCUAAUCCGAAGAAACGGUUCAAACUCGUCUAAUUUGUUGAGUGAAAUGUGUUGACGUGAAGUUCGCUAAAAAUGAGCCUGAUUGAAGCAAGCCCCGCCGAGCUCUUCCAACAGAUAAUCAAAUUGCAGUUGAAAAAGCCCAAAAGCUGGAACUGGCAAUUAUCGACAUCGAAAUCUUCGCCCCAGAUUGCCCUUCCGGUAAUACAACUUUACAAUUCAAAAGGGCAAUUGGUCGUGGAAGCCAAAGACAGUGGCGCGACCCAGAGACGAAGUUGGCACAGUUCGGAUUUCCGACCGAAAGAAACAGCCACAAAUGUCAAGAGGGAAAAUAAAGAACCAACAGACAGACAUUUACAGAGAUGUAGAAGCGACACAUUAGAAACGGACUCGAGGAAAAACCGCUGUGCAAACAAAUUGGAUUCGAUGAGAAGAAGAGAGACGCAGAAAUCGACGAAUAAUAAAUUAACUAAGAGUUCUAGUGCGGUGUUUGAGAAAAGGACACACGAAAAUAGAAAAUCUGGAAGCUACAAUGGAAAUUCGAUUAAGGGGGAAGACGGGAAAUACAAGACGUUGCAUGAUCUCAAGAAAUCGAGGAGCGACGUUCUGGAACUUAAAGGAAAUCCCCGUUUUGGCGAAACCUGCGAAAACAGAGAAAAAAAGGAUCUCCAAUGCCACCGUCGAAGUCGCAGCGACGACCUAUUCCGUCGAAAAUUAAAAACGAACGAGGAAAGUUUAAAACGGGCCGAAAUCGACGGCUACAAAAACUUCAUCAAGUCUGUUGUCACGCCAGCUUCGAAUGUUUUAUUGCCCAAUAACGCCUUUAAUAUCGAAGUAAACCAUUUGAAACAUAACAGGUACAAAACAAGAACAAGCAGCGCCGGCACGUUAAUAAUUAGCGAGGAAAGUUUUAACAACCGCCAGCGACGCCGUCGCCGUCGAGACGCGUCAAUAGAAAACUCGAACAACGCCCAGAAUAAUGCGGGUCCGUACGACGACACAAUGGGAAAUACGGAAACGGACACAAAUCUUGGAACCGCCACACCGGAAAAUCGAUACAAGGCCGGAAAAAUCGACACAGGAUCUAGAAGAUUACCCGAAAAUGGCUUGUUUUAUUCCCGAAGUGAUGUGUUUCCAUUGACUGCCAUGCUAAAUAAGAGAAUAAAUAAAAAAUGCGACGAUAAUUGCAAUUACUUAGUGACAACCCCUGACAGUGAUAACAAAAACAAUAAAAGUUUCCAAGCAAUCAUCGAAAAAUUGGAAAGGAAAAAACGCAGAAAAGUUCGAAGACAUUACAGUGAUGCAUCAACGUCGCCCACCGUCUUGGAAAAGAAAUAUCAACAUAAAAGAAAGGGAAACGGGACAAAAGCACGUGUGGUCAAGGAGCAUCCAAAGGACGUCGUCGACGGCAGCGGUGAUUCGGACUUGUUGCAGCUGGUGCGUCGUCUUUCUUCGAGCGAUCAUGUGAAGAUGGGGGCCAACGUUAGCCGUCACUCGUCGAAGGGUUUAUCCGGACGACGGUCUCAAUCCAGUGGCAGCAUAUGCAACGGAAAGGGGAGACACAACGACGGCAAGAUGUGUGGCAGCCUUCCUAGUUACUUGGACGACCGCAACUCCACCGGCUGCAAUAACAACCAUCACGAGUGCGAGAAGCCGCCCCUUGAUGAGGUGCAGAGGAUCCCUCCUCUGGGGGAUGGGGCGCCGCUUCACUGGAAGUUUUCAGAUAACCAGACGGUGCUCUGCGACCAGGGCUACGGCUCGGAACGCUCCCCCGAGGAGGAAUAUCCGCCGCCCUUGCCCGACCAUGACAGUCAGUGUCACCACCACCUGGAACCCCACGCUUGCUACCCUUUCAUCACACCAGAAAGUACUUUCAUUGUGAAACUCAGCAAGAGUUCAAGAGGUCUUGGUUUGAGCGUGACUGGUGGUAUUGACAGCGGCGGCUCGUGGCCUGGCCUAAUACGAAUCAAAAGACUGUUUCCACAUCAGCCGGCGUCGGCUUGUGGUCUUUUAAACGUAGGGGAUCUCAUAAUAGAAGCUAACGGAAUUACGCUUACCGGCCUUACAAAUUACGAGGCUCUAGAAGUAUUAAGAACUGCACCCAAUCAAGUCGACUUGAAGGUGUGUCGACCUCCUCCAGACGUCUUAAGCUGUGUCAGUCCCAUAUCUGAAGUUCCUCCGCCACCACCAAGACGAGAACCGCCCACUAGUCUUAAUUUACACUCGUCGGAAGUUUACUGUACUCCCGAAGACGACUAUUACCAUGGUGAAUUCGAAGUAACGCUGACCAAAAUACAGGGAUCUCUAGGAUUUACGUUGCGGAAAGAAGAUGAUAGUGCUUUAGGACAUUACGUAAGAGCUCUUGUUCGGGAACCUGCACUCACGGAUGGACGAAUUCGAGCAGGGGACAAAAUUAUUGCUGUUAACGAAGUUGAAAUAUCGCCCAUGUCGCACGAACAGGCGGUACAAUUCCUUCGACAAUGUGGUGAUGUCGUCAAAUUACGGCUAUAUAGGGAUUCCGCUCAGACGCCGGUUGCAGCCCUUUCGCCCACGGAAACCACCCCAAGAACUUCGUUCUCAAAGAAAACGCAUCUAAGACAAGAGGCUGUAGACAUGUUAAACGACAUAGCAGUCCGUAAGCUGAUCCCCGGCAACCACUCGACUUACAAAUGCUCGACGUCUCCGACGUCUUCGCCCCGCCGUCUGCGUCGCCAAGCCUGCCCUUCGGACGCAUCACAAAUAACCGACACCUCCUUGAAAUACCUUCUGACCGACGAACAAUUCCACGAAGGCCUCCUUCAAAAAUGCUCACAUCCCUACGACGACGACAGUUUAAACCUCUUCACUAUAGACCCCGACGACGGCGAUAGACCCUCCCGCCCCAGCUCGCUCGACCUCUACAACCCCAACCAAACCCCCGUGGCGGCCCGAAAGCCCCGCUUCAACUUCUCCCUCGCUCACAACGCCUACGAAUUAAACAAUCUCGAUGCCGACGUGCUAGAUGCUCCGAAUUUGACAUACAAUCUAGGAAACGAUGACGUCAAAAGCACGGAAGUGGAAUGCGGGGAUAGUUUUCCGAAGGAGCCGGCGAGUAUGCCGCACAUUCCGUGUGAUAAUCCGGGUUUCAGCUACAAGAAUCCGGUCUACCAGUCCGCUCAUCCGCCAUGUGGAACAGAACUUGAGGAAAAAGGCCCCAAACUGAGUAAAACCGACGACAGCAACAUGAAGAAGUGGAAAGGGGUGGUUUUCGACGGGCACGACGAGAGAGAAGAGAUCCCCACAAUGCCGAUCCGGGAAGAAUACGAAAUCCUUGCGAUUGAACUGAAUAGGGGAUGGAAUAGUAGAUUAGGUUUCAGUUUACAGGGGGCUGCAGGAGUCACGUAUGUGAGUGCGGUUCAUGCGGAUAGUGUAGCUGCUAGGGAUGGGAGAUUAAAACCUGGUGAUCGAGUGAUUAAGGUGAAUGACGAGAGCGUUGAGCAUUUGAGUACCACUGAAAUUAUAGACUUGCUUCGAAUAGUAAGAGGUCCAGUUUGUAUAGUUGUAUCCAGAAUUAAAUCAAAAGAAGACUGCCCAAAAAGCAAUGCAGAGAAUUGAAACGUAGUACAAGUUAUAUUCUAAGAGCAUCUAUCAAAUAUAACACAAUAGAGAAAAAUUGAGUAAAUAUAUUGCAUGUUAAAAAUGAUUGAACGAUUUAGGAUAUUUUAACAAUUUUAAACUCCUGUUUUAGUAAAGUAAGGAAAAGAAUGUGAUAGUUUAGUGACAAUUUUAUUACGAUUGUUUUUUAAACAUUUCCCUACGUAAAAUGUGAUUUUUUAAAUACGAUAUUUUUGUUAAUGGUUUCUGUUUUCAAAUGUGUAAAGUAUAAAAUGUUCUUGUAUCUAGAAUUUUAAGCUAGUCUUGUAUUGUAAACAACUAUGGUACACCUUAAAUUACAGACUUAUUAUAUAAGUCUAGUUAGAGAUUACAUGUAGUUAAAACGUAUUCAAAUUAUUAUUAGAUUGAAUGUUCAACUAGUAGAAUCAAAGUGUACAACAAAUAUUCCAAUUUAAAAAAAAAUGAUAUUAAAAAUUGUAUUCUAAAUUCUCGCCUAAAUAGCAAAUGUGUAUUCUUUAUUUUUUGUAAGAUAAUGUUGAAUCAAACUAUAAAUCAAUUAAAUUUUAGCAAUACUUGAAAUUUAAAGAAAUAUAUCUAUAAUAUUUGUUAUCCAAAUCAUUCAUUUCUUUUCAAUUUGUGUUACACUUUUUAAUAGAAAUUUAUAAACAACUCGUUCUUUUUAAUCAAACCAAAGAGGAAUAAAAAUCGUUGAAAUGAUUCCAAA